AUGUCAGACACCCCUUCACAGCCUGCUCUACCGUCUCCUCCGUUCUACGCUGUAGAAGGUGUCAACAACCUCAGAGAUGUCGGUGGUUACACCGUCUCCCCCACCACAUCAGUACGGCGCAACUUCAUAUACCGGUCCGCGCACCUAUCAAGCGUAACACCCACGGGAGCAAAGACUCUUGUCGAUGAGCUGGGCAUAUCGUAUAUCUACGACUUCCGCUCCGAUGUCGAAAUAGAUCGGUAUCCGCUCGUAGACAUACCAGGCACCACAUGCGCCCAUGUGCCUGUGUUUAAAGACCAGGACGCAAGCCCAGCCAACCUGGCCCUAAGAUAUAAGGACUACGCUACCGAUGAAUGGCCUGCGGGAUUUAUACGUGCCUAUAAAGACAUUCUCGCCAGCGGAGCAAAGUUCGCCUUUAAGGUUGUUUUCGAACAUAUUCGAGACCAGCCUACGCAGUCGUUGCUAUUCCACUGCACGGCCGGAAAGGAUAGAACAGGUGUCUUUGCGGCGUUGGUGCUGAGGCUUGCUGGCGUGACGGAUAACGAAGUUAUUGGGAAAGAGUACGAGCUCACUGAGAUUGGACUGGAUGGGCUGCGGGAGGUGUUCAUUCAGAAGCUGCUCCAGCAUCCUUCAGUUAACGGGGAUCGGGAUGCGGCGGUGAGGAUGACGCGCGCAAGUGCUGCCGCUAUCAUUGGGACGAUGGAGUGGCUGGAUGAAGAGUAUGGGGGUGUGGAAGGGUAUAUGAAGCGGGAGAUGGGGUUUAAUGACGAGGAUAUCGAGCGGAUCAAGAAGAAUAUCAUCGCCGAGGAGACUGGGGUUUGCCCGAACUGA
Nannizzia gypsea CBS 118893 is the source of this 831-nucleotide messenger RNA. RefSeq lists its product as hypothetical. Gene Ontology annotation, biological process: dephosphorylation. The coding region runs from base 1 to 831 and encodes 276 amino acids. The record is from RefSeq and is a predicted model, not a curated record. The transcript has a single exon. Lineage: Eukaryota; Fungi; Ascomycota; Eurotiomycetes; Onygenales; Arthrodermataceae. Gene Ontology annotation, molecular function: phosphoprotein phosphatase activity.